AUGGCAUCAGGAUCCUCGGUUUCAUUAGCAUCCCAUUCCUCUUCGGAAUCUACUUUCCAAAUUGAUAUAGACAAGACUCUUCAUGCUCUUCCUUCCAGUCUUCUCGAUUCUCCUCUAUUAUCAAACUGCGGCGACUCUUAUAACCAAAAGUCUGGUCUGCUGUUGAAUAAUAUGCAUCAAAAUAAAGGUCUGGCGCUGUCGAAUAACAAUUCCAAAGAAGUCUCAGUUGCCGACCGAAAGAUGGAGUCUAUUCCCGGGCUCACUUAUACCCAGAAUGAUGAAAACGCAUUUCAAUAUACUUCCAUCGGCUUAAACUCGACUGAUCCUGCCAAGUUUGCCGACCGAAAGAUCCCUUCCAAAGGAGAAGCGUUUGGCGAAAGACAGCCAUUAGGCUCUUGGCAAACUAAUAUAGCUCUUUCGGAAUCACCUCCUCAACCCCCUACUUACAGUGAUUAUUCUGCACCUAAUGUUACCAAUGCUUCAUUUUCUAGUAACCAGCAUCCAACUUCUCUUUACCGCUCUGCGUCGUAUCCCGGCCCUUCUGAUGAUUUGGAUAUGUUAUCUUCAGCAUCAAGAUAUCUCUUUAUCUCAAACUUGCCCCGGAUUGUUCCUUAUGCCACUUUGCUAGAGCUUUUUUCUCGGUUUGGUGAUGUGAAGGGCUUGGACACUUCGGCUUUAUCAACUGAUGGUAUUUGCAUUGUUGCUUUUUUUGAUGUUCGUCAAGCUAUCCAAACAGCCAAAAUUCUUCGAACGCAACGUUUCUUUAAUGACCGUUUACUGAACUUUCAGAUUUGCCAGCGCUCUAGUAUUCAACGUAUGAUCAACCAAGGCGCUCCAAUUCAGUUUCUUGAUGACAAUGAAGGUCAAUUACUGUUUACCAUGCAAGGGCAAGUAGCUCUCUCUAUUCAGCAAUUACAGUCCAUCUUACAAACAUUUGGACCGUUACUUUGUCUGAAGCCUCUUAGAGGUCAAAACCCCUCCCAAAUUCUCUGUGAAUUUUAUGAUACACGUGAUGCAUCUUUUGCUCUGGACGAGUUAGAUGGUAGAAUUAUUCAUAAUUGCUGUCUUCAGGUUUCUUACUACGAUGCCAUGGUAGACUCGGUUAGUUCGUCUUCUGUAUCCAGUCACUCUGUCAAUAAGAGCAUUGGUUCAGCACAAAACACAAAUGACUGGAUGUAUCCUUUUAACAACAAUGGACAGGAAGCUACUCCUUUGUUAAAAAGAACAUCGUCAAACUUGGGAUCUCAGUACUCUACCUUAUCCAAUUCAUUGAGAUCAGUUCCUUUAGGACGAACAGAAUCUUCGCCAGCUUGGGGCACCGGUGGUCACUAUGACCUUUUGUCUACUAGUCCAACUGUUUCCAUUAACAAUAGUAGAAGACCAAUGAGUGCAUCUCGUUAUAGCAUGGAUGUUUCCCCAAUUGCUCCUCCAACUUCAGGUCGUGGAAAACAAAGAGCCGUUGAUCUCUUAAAUGGGUAUUCGGGACAGUGGAAUCCAUUUACAUCUUCUUCUUUAAAGGGAGUGGAUUCCCCUUCAAACGCUGUCGGCAUGAGACGAAGCUUAACAGUAGACGCUAAUGCUUCACGUGCUAAUCCCGCAAACUUGAGCUUCGCUUCGUUGACGCUUCAUGAUUCACGAGCUGAUCCCGCAAGUUUCUGUCCUCCGCAAUUUUAUGGGGCGGAAAAUAAUUUUCAGGGACUUUCUGCUGUUCCUGAAAGACCUUUGUCUAUGGAUAGAAAUUCGGUUGAUUAUGCACGUGUUGCAGCUGGACUUGAUCAUCGUACGACUGUGAUGAUCAAAAAUAUACCAAACAAGUUCACGCAACAGAUGCUUCGUGAGUACAUUGACCUUACUAAUCAGGGAACCUAUGACUUUCUGUAUCUUCGCAUAGACUUUGUAAAUAAGUGCAAUGUUGGAUAUGCAUUCAUAAAUUUCAUUGAGCCUGAAGCUAUUGUCACGUUUGGAAAAGCAAGAGUAGGUACUCAAUGGAAUGUUUUCCACUCUGAAAAGAUUUGUGAUAUUAGCUAUGCAAAUAUUCAGGGUAAAGAAAGGCUUAUUGAGAAAUUCCGCAAUUCAUGCGUUAUGGAUGAAAAUCCCGCCUAUCGUCCGAAAAUUUUUGUUAGUCAUGGUCCUAACAGGGGAAUGGAAGAACCCUUCCCUGCUCCAAACAAUGCUCGUCGUAAGCUGAGAUCUAUCGCCAGUGCCCAGCAAAUAGGUCUCUUCCCUCCCACAGCUAGUAAAUGCUAG
Messenger RNA from Schizosaccharomyces octosporus yFS286, 2247 nucleotides. Its product is annotated as RNA-binding protein. Bases 1 to 2247 code for a protein of 748 amino acids. NCBI's taxonomy places the organism in Eukaryota, Fungi, Ascomycota, Schizosaccharomycetes, Schizosaccharomycetales, Schizosaccharomycetaceae. The record is from RefSeq and is a predicted model, not a curated record. The transcript has a single exon. Gene Ontology annotation, molecular function: RNA binding.